AAACAUCUCUUGUGUAAUAUCAACAAUUACUACAAGGGAGUAAAAAGUGUUACUAGAAAGAUUUAUUAAAUCUCUUCUCGAAACCAAAUUUCCUCCAGAUUUCUUGAGCGUCUAUUAUGAAAACAAAUUACAUAUAUUAACAUUAAUUUAAAUUAAUAUUCAGGGAUAUCCUUUCUGAAAUAAAAAAAAAUAUUUGAAGGAUUCUACACGCAGUCAUAAAUCAAAAUAAAUAAAAAAGAUAUAUGAUAUUUUUCAUUGUUUUAAAGUAAUUUAACCCUGAAACUAUAUGGGUAAAGUAAGUUUUUAAAAUACAUUAGUCAUCCGUUAUCAACUUCACGAUUAUUUAAAUAAUAUAGCAAAAACAACAGCCGAUAUACACAAACGUGCACCUACGAAUUCUAUGCGAUUGCAAAAAUUUAUUAUUCAUUCGCUAUUGUUACUAGUAAAUAUUGUGUAUUGGUGUAUUUUUGAAAUUGUUUCAACUCGUUGUUUAGUGGUUGUAAUCUGUAUUUAUGUACCAGCAAUUCAGCUAAUUGCGUUAUUACGUUCGUUGCUUUUCCGGAAUAAACAACAUAUAACACACAAGUGGAAAAUGAUGGUCAAAAGUGCAGUUGUUACUUUAAUAGGUUUGAUAUUUAUAGUAGAAAAUGUAUCAAGCCGACCGUUUUUAGAUGAAGAAUCAGACCCUCGUACUAUUUGUUUCUAUCUACAAUGUCCUGAGGGAACAGUAUUGUGUGGGAAACGAUCAGAAGUAAGUUCAGUAGAUUCCAGCAAAUUAAAUGUUGAAGUGCAAUGCUACGAUGACAACGGGCAUAUUUUAACAUCGAAGAACAGUACUGCGGAUAAUCCUUACGGACCACAUGUUUAUUACAAAGGUACCAAACUAUCCGGAAUUAUAACAAUACAAUAUCCUUUUGAAGAUGAUGAAGGUGUAGGCCGGAAUUCUGAAUCUGAUAAAAUUCCUAAGUCGAAACCCCAAAGUGAAAUAGACGACUUGAACUCCAAAUAGGAGCAGUAAAACUGUUAUAUAAUUAUUUUGUAUAAUUUUGUGAUAUAUAGAUUUAGAUUUAUUGUUGUUUCGGUAUCAUUUUAUACGUUUUUAUGUUGAAAUAAAUUUCGUUUCGACUGUU
Dendroctonus ponderosae (mountain pine beetle) is the source of this 1130-nucleotide messenger RNA. RefSeq lists its product as uncharacterized. The transcript has 3 exons. Lineage: Eukaryota; Metazoa; Arthropoda; Insecta; Coleoptera; Curculionidae. Bases 401 to 1009 code for a protein of 202 amino acids. The record is from RefSeq and is a predicted model, not a curated record.